AACUUCUUGCCUUCUCGCGCUCGCCUCCGUUUCGUGUCGGCUCGCUCUAAACGUGAGAUCGGGGAGGUGGUGGACUUGGGGUCGUUGUGGUAUCGGCGGCGAGCCGCGGGGGCCUAGGGUUUCCUGCCUUCCUGGUUUGGAUCCGCGCCCUGGCCCAUGGGAUCCGGAGGCUUCGCGGCCGCGGUGGCCGCGUGCCCCUCCGCCGCCGAGGCCUUCCUUAAGUACUAUGGUAUUGUAUCAGGAGGUACAAGUGCGGAGUCAAGACAAGCAUUGGUUGAGCUUUCACUAGCUAUAGACGGAAUUGAAGGAAUGAGGGAUGUGAUAUUUGCUGAUAUUCCAAAGCUCAUUCCAUUUAUUGAUCUGGAGGAUAUGAGCCUAUUCAGUUGCUUCUACGAUUUUGUUUUCUUCAUCUGCCGUGAAAAGGGUCAAAAGAGUGUCACUAUUCAGAGAGCUGUAGCAGCAUGGAGGAUUGUUCUAAGUGGAAGGUUCCGUUUGCUUGAUCGAUGGUGUAACUUCGUUGAGAAGUACCAACGCCAUAACAUAUCCGAGGAUACUUGGCAGCAGCUGCUAGCUUUCAGCAGGUGUGUAAAUGAAGAUCUGGAAGGUUAUGACCCACGAGGUGCUUGGCCUGUUCUGAUUGAUGAUUUUGUUGAGCAAAUGCACAGAAUUUAUCACUCCACUGACUGCAGCAGUGCGAUGGAAUCACAGUGUAACAUUUCCAGUACCCUUAAAGGACUGGAUCCUCAACCUGGAUCAAAGAGGAAAUGCCCACACCUCAAAUCCAAUGAAGAGGAUGUAGAGCUUUCGGAUAGCUUUACGCGCUCUGUCCAUCUUACACCAAUAAAGCGACUCAAGGAAAGCCAUGACGCCAGAUAUGGAGCGGGGGAAUCCGCCAAAACUACCCAUUUCUCUAAUAGUUCCUCUGGUGGUUACCACGAGGAUAUGAAUUUACACAACUCAAGAGGUUGCCUUCAGAACUCCCCCUGUAAUGUUGAGGAUGCCCUGUCCAAAGGGUUUGAGGGUUGUAUUUCGAUGAAAUGUCCAUUUUGAUGUAACAAAUUUCGUGUCAGCCCAGAAGCUAUACAUUCCCUUUUAGCGGCAAAAUCAUCCUGUGUGUGUAUCUAGUCAUUUUGUGCAAAAAAAAUGCAGUAAUUGAAUGCAUUUUUUUUAAAAUGCUUUAAAGUGUAUUGAUCAGCAUCGGACCUGUUUUUAGAGGCAUCGGUAUGAAGGGAGGGCUGUUGGUUGUGUUUGCUUGACAGCAAAUCCCUCCCAUUCAAUACCCCGCACUUUCUGAAAAUUGCGACUUCCAUAUUCCCUUCCUUUGAGCUUUGUUAAGACAGUAUUGUAUUACAAGAUCUGAAUCGCUGCAAGCGUGCAGAAUAAUGAAUGCCAUCUUUCUAUGCA
Zea mays is the source of this 1404-nucleotide messenger RNA. RefSeq lists its product as uncharacterized. The record is from RefSeq and is marked predicted. Gene Ontology annotation, biological process: protein neddylation. Gene Ontology annotation, cellular component: ubiquitin ligase complex. Gene Ontology annotation, molecular function: cullin family protein binding; ubiquitin conjugating enzyme binding; ubiquitin-like protein binding. NCBI's taxonomy places the organism in Eukaryota, Viridiplantae, Streptophyta, Magnoliopsida, Poales, Poaceae.